GGCACGCGUCGUCGUCGUUCGUCGUCCCUGCGCCACCCGCCGUCGUUAUCGGUUGUCGUCGGGGUGGAACGAAAAAAAAAAGAAAAAAACUAUUCAGCCUAGAUAUUAUCUGUCAACAUGAAACGACGUGUUUCGUAAGAUUUUUGUUGUCAACGCGGUCGUAUUCUCAUCAUCAUUCCCCAUUGUAUUAUAUGCAGUUAAUAAUUAUUUCGUGGUUAUUGGUUCACGGAUUGUGUGUGUAUUAUGACAAAUGCCAGGAUAACUCAUCCAAGUCGUAAAGCUUUAUCGGAGAGUGUUAAGAUCUCCAAAUUUCUACUACUACGUUCACCCUGAUCACGAGUUUUGACCGUAGAUUUUGGCUUUUUUUUAUUUUUUCUUUUUUUUACAAUUCCGUAAUUCGGGUGCCCGAAAGAAUUGGAUUUGCUUCGAAAUGGCUCUAACCGACGAGGAAAACACUUGGGUUCUAGAUUUAGAAGCAGCUCUAUCAGAUGCGGAGGCACCGUCGGCGUCAGAUAUUUAUGCCAUAUGCAAGGGUCAGCCAGUGCCUGCGAAUCUUAGACCGGAUGUUUGGCAGGCUUGCUUGGAUGUAACUGACCGUGGAAAUCAAUUGAUUCACUUUAAUGAAGUUUUCGAUCUCCCUGAACAGAAUUUAAUCAGGGAUGAUUGCAAACAGCUAGUCGAAAAACUUGGUAAUGACGACGAGGAUAAAGUCUCGGUCGUUUCCGACCUGGAAUCCAUCCUAACUUUUUAUUGCAAAAGUAGAGGCAAAAAUUAUGAGCAAGGAAAUGGGUGGCUCGAAUUGCUCGGACCUCUCAUUGCUCUCAAAUUGCCACGCGCAGCGACUUACAAUUUGUUUGAGGCUAUCAGAGACGUCUAUAUUCCUAGAGGCGACACGCACAGUGCUGUUCUACGACUUUUGCUUCUUUAUCACGAGCCUGAAUUAUGUUCGUUUCUUGACACGAAACGCGUCUCUCCAGACUGUUAUACCAAAGGAUGGGUAAAUACACUUUUCGCGGGUGUUUGUUCACUCCCGGCAGUGUGCACCAUGUGGGAUAUUUACUUUAUGCAAGCAGACCCAUUCUUCAUGAUGUUUUUAUCUCUUAUCAUGGUGAUAAACGCGAGGGAACAAAUCUUGAGUAUGAAAGAGGAUGAAAAGCAAAAUAUAAUAGAGGCAUUGGCGGCAAUGCCUUGCGCUCUCGAGGCUGAAGACGUAACGGAUUUUUGUUCACUCGCCCAGUACUACGCGAUGAAAACCCCAGCCUCGUUUAAGCAAGAUCUGUAUUCAAUUAUGUUUGGCGAGGGUGGUGAUGAGAAAUUUAUAUCGCACGCGUUGUGCCUGCCUGUAACGGCGCAAGAAUUAGUCGAAAACGCUGGCGAGCCACCUUCGGAUUCACCCAACGAACCCGUCGAAUCCGUCCGAUUUUUUCUCGUCGAUUGUCGACCCGCUGAGCAAUACAACGCUGGACAUUUACCUACCGCCUUUCAUCUCGAUUGUAAUUUGAUGCUCCAAGAACCAGCAGCUUUUGCCACAGCUGUGCAAGGCUUGUUCCAGGCGCAGAGACAAGCACUCGCAGCUGGUUCUCCAGCCGGGGGUGAACAUCUUUGCUUUUUGGGAAGUGGACGCCAAGAGGAGGAUCGCUACACUCACAUGGUAGUCGCUUCUUUUCUUCAGAAACAUACGCAAUACGUCAGUAUGAUUGCAUCAGGAUAUCAAGCAAUUCACGAGUAUUUUGGAGUUUCAAAUUUGGUGGACCAUAACUCGCAGCAGUGUUUGGUUUGCAAUUCAAACAAUUUCGAUGGAGAUUCGAACGAGGCCAGUCCGGUCAAAGGAAAAAACAACAAUACCGAUCUUUUUGGAAAAAUUGGCAUGGCAAUGAGACUGAAGAGUCAAGAAGUCAAGGGAAAACUGUUCGACUAUAUCGUCAACCCAUCAGCGAGUGCUACAAGUACAAUAGAAAAUAAAAAUGGCAAAGUUGAGGAGGAAAACAGACGAGGCAAAAAUCCUCCUCCGGUAUUUAGCAUAGACGACGAUCAAGAUCUGGAUAUGAUUACGUGCAAACACGAGAGCGAGGAACCGGUCGAAGUCGUUUCCAUUCAGCAAUGGUUGAAAGAUCCAAAUUUGUUACAUUCCUUCAAGUGUCAAGAGGUCAAAGUCAACGGCUACGUUUACGAAAGCCAAUUAUUGGUAACUGAGAGUCACUUGAUCGUUUUACGAGAAAUCCAAGGGCGCAAGGGUGCAGCCCACGUAAUAGUGAAACGCCCGCUUUCGAGUAUCGUGAGAAUAACAUCGAGAAAACGUCAUCCCGACCUAAUUACGUUCAAAUACGGCACGACCCAAUACAACGACACGGUGUUAAUUUCGGACAUGGACAGGUUUCUUAUUCCAAACGCGAGCGAAGCUACCAAACUCAUAUCGCAGCAGAUUCUUAAACAAUUGAAGAAUUCUGAAUAGUAUUUCGGAAUGAAGAGAUCGAAGGUCGUUUUCCAGACAAACGACGUUGGAAUUUGCAUUGUUGGAAAAGCAACUCUGUAACUAUCUUCUUUCUUUUAAUUUAUUUUCAAAAUUCACGUUCGUUUAACGAAAAUGGCCCGAAAAAGAAAAUUCAUAAAUUGAAAAACUAUUUUUUACGACGGGAUUGAGUGAUGUAAGUUCCGAUAAUAUUUCGGAAAACACUUGGACCAUGAAUGAAGUCGUCUUACGUUAGCGGAUAUUAACGCCAAUAGCACAGGAAAGGAAAAGAAGACAGCGCAAAGGUCCAAAACUUCGAGUAAAUAAAAAUAGUAUUAAUUUUCUAUUGAAUUUUUCUGAUCGCCAUUUUUGCCAUUUUAUGUCUUUUAAGCAAGAAUUUCCGUAUCUUUUCUAUCCCUUCUAUUCUACACGUAUAUCGAUUGUAUGUUGAUCUCGUUGAUUACCUUUCGUCAUUACGUUCUUUUUCGAUCCAUUUUCUAAACGUCGGUCCGAAAUUUUCAUGAAAAUGAAAUUUUCCUGUCGUCGAGUAUUUGGCUAAUCAUUUUCCCUCUGGUUCUCGUAUCACACCGCGACGUUUUCGCCUAAUUUAAUCGGUAGUUUUCGAAUGGUGAUCGUAUAGCAGUAGAUCGAAACUGCGUCGAGUAUGAAAAAAAUAAAAUAAAUUAAAGAAAAGAUUCAAUGAUGAAUUUUUUCAAUUAUCAGGUUGUAUUUCAGUGCGUAUCGGUAUGUGCGUAUGCGCGGACGAGUGUUUAGGUGCUUCCGAAAGUAUAAGAGUCUUCAUUUGAAAACUCACGAAGCCAGGAGAAAAGAUAUUUGUAAUAUUUAUUCGUUGGUCCGUAUUUGAAUUUAAUGGAGAAAAGAAUACGCGGUAUAAGAAUUACAAGAGUAACGAUGAAAAUAUAUAUUAACGUUUCUAAAGGUACAGAUGGAAAGAAAGGGAAUGGAGGAGGGGGAGUGAAAAAAGAUGGCAAAGCAUAAAAACGACUACGAGACCCGGUGUUCAGAAGCGGUAGAGUCAGUGCAAGAGUGUUUGCGCUGCGUAAAGUAAAUUUUAUAAAUCCUUGUAUGAUAUCGUCGUAGUAAAUUAUCGAGAAAGAAAGGGGUCAAAGGCCGAAAAGAAAAAUCUUCAAUUGCAAAUACAAAAUCCGACCACGGACAAAUUUGCAAUCAGAGUAAACUUAUAUAUAUAUAUACAUAUAUAUAUAUUUCAAUAUUUAUAAUCGAAGAUCAAUCUGUCAAAGGUUAAUUGAUUUAUUAACGAAAUUAUACAUAAUUAAUAUAUAAUUGGACUAUGUACAUAACGAAUAGCAACAAAAAAUAUUGUAGACGUCAUAAAGAAAUGAUUGGCGUAAGAAAAAUGUUAAAAAAUAAAAACGAUCGAAUCGUCA
Molecule: messenger RNA, 3858 nt
Organism: Venturia canescens
Lineage: Eukaryota; Metazoa; Arthropoda; Insecta; Hymenoptera; Ichneumonidae
Gene: TBC1D23
Product: TBC1 domain family member 23
Exons: 9
Coding region: 431-2452 (673 amino acids)
Biological process (GO): retrograde transport, endosome to Golgi
Cellular component (GO): trans-Golgi network
Source: RefSeq, a predicted model, not a curated record